Armigeres subalbatus is the source of this 902-nucleotide messenger RNA. Its product is annotated as putative nuclease HARBI1. The transcript is spliced from 4 exons. The coding region runs from base 12 to 902 and encodes 296 amino acids. The record is from RefSeq and is a predicted model, not a curated record. NCBI's taxonomy places the organism in Eukaryota, Metazoa, Arthropoda, Insecta, Diptera, Culicidae.
UUGAAAGGAACAUGAAAGGUAGAUUUGCGACAGACUUUGAAGACAUGGCCAGAGGAGAGAAAUUUUUCGUAGAAAAUUUCCACAUGUCAAAAAAAAAUUUUGAACAUCUUUUUAGUUUAAUCGAAAAAGAUCUUGUUCCGAAGCGCAACACACGUCCCAAGGAUGCAAUAACUGCAAAGUUGAAGUUAGCCUUAGUAAUAGAAUAUUUGGCUUCAGGUGAUUUGCAGAGGCAUCUUGCAUCAUGUUACAGAGUAAGCAAACAACACAUGGGAGCUAUAGUAGAUAGUGUAUGUAACGCUAUUUGUCAUGCCCUAUGCCCAACAAUGAAAGAACUAAAUGCGGAAAAUUUUCUUAACGUGGCGAAUGGCUUCAACAAACGAUGGAAUUUUCCAAAUUGCAUUGGAGCCAUCGAUGGUAAACACGUAGCGAUAAAAGCUCCAGCCAACGCUGGCAGUGUUUUCUAUAACUAUAAGGGGUUUCAUUCGUUGGUUUUGUUGGCUGUAUGCGAUGCAACAUAUAGGUUUACCUACGUCGAUGUUGGAGCAUACGGAAGUGAAGGAGACUGUAAUAUAUUCAGGAAUUCGCAAUUUGGGAGAAAUGUCCUAAAUGAUCGAUUCCCCUUCCCGGCCAAUGCAAUGUUAAAUGGAGUAUCAUUGCCGUUCUUUUUUGUAGCGGAUGAUGCAUUUCCGCUUUGCAAAAGAAUUAUGAAACCUUUCAACAAUAAGAACAUGCCUACCGAGGAGGUGAUUUACAAUUAUCGUCUUAGUCGAGCAAGGCGGUGCAUAGAAAACGCGUUCGGACUGCUUUGCACGAAAUGGGCAUGCCUGAAGAAGACUUUAUAUUGUGGCCCUGAUAGAGCUCAGAAGAUUAUGGCAGCAUGUUGCAUGCUGCAUAACUUUUGA